AGCCUGGGACUCAAGCUCGGGGCAACUCGCUGGUUGCCUGCCGGCCAAAGUAGCCGGCGCUUGAGCUCGCAGAGGCUCAAGAUGACCUUCCCGGUCACGGACUAACUUUGUCAUGUUGCCCCAGGUUGCGAUCAAGUCAUGGUAUCACAGCUACGACGCCUUUCGGAAGGUCCCGGCGGACUUGUCCGAGGCAUCCACAAGCGGGGCGUUGAUGACGCUGCUGGCUGUGUGCACCUGCGCAGUCUUAUUUUUCUGCGAGACCUCCGCUUUUUUGACGGACACACCCACAUCUCGUAUUGUGGUCGACACCAACCAGGACGAGCUUUUGAAGAUCAACUUCGAUCUCACGAUGCUCGACAUGGACUGCGCGCACUUGACCGUAGGCGUGUGGGACGCUUUCGGCACAGAGCGCUUCAACGUGACCCGAAACGUUCAAAAGCAGCGCGUGGACCAGAAGGGCUCGCGAAAGGGGCAGCCGUACAAAGAGGAAGAGCUGCUGGAGUUGGAGUUCAGCGGCAAAAGCUUCACGGCGGAGGAGCUCGCGGAGUUGGAUUCUGACUGGGGGUCAUCCAGCGAUCACUUCCAGCACAACGACUUCCAGGCGGUGGUGGACGCGCAUGACUUCGCAAUGAUCAACUUCUACGCAGACUGGUGUGGCCACUGCCGUGACUUCGCACCUCUUUGGCUCGACUUUGAGAAGUCCGUCAACGAGGGCAAUGUCGCGACGGUGGACGCAGAUGGCAGCCCAGCCAACGUGCAUCUCCUGCGACUGAACUGCGUGGACUUUGAGGAGACAUGCAGAGACCAGAUGAUCCGCUUCUUCCCAUCGAUCCGUCUGUACCGCCGCGGAGCUAAGAAGGGCGAGUUUGAGGAGUACAACGGUGAAAAGACGGCGGAGGGCAUGACCCGCUGGCUGAAGGCUGCCGUAGCAAAGCGGCACCUGCACACUGGCGCAACGUACCACAGCAUCUUCACAGAAGGUUGCCGCGUGUCUGGCUUCGUGGAUGUGGCUCGGGUCCCAGGCACACUUCACUUCCAGGUGGGCAAUGCCAAGGACAGAGAGAUCAACCCUGCCUUCACCAAUGUCUCGCACACCGUGCACCAUUUGACCUUUGGCGAGGCGCCUCGUGGCUUGAGAUCAGCCCUGCCUUCCGAGUAUCGACGUCACGUCAACCCCUUGGAUGGCCGGACAUUCACGGUGGACAAGUUCCACAAGGCCCCGAGCCACUUCAUCAAGGUGGUGCACACGAGAUUCGAAGACUCGGGCCUCCGGAGCUACCAGCAGACCCACCAAUGGAGUGUUCGCACCUUGCAGCGGGGGACCACGCCGCAGGCGAAGUUCUCCUAUGACUUGGCGCCGGUGGAGGUGGUGGUUGCCAAAGCUGAGCGCCACUGGUAUGAUUACGUCACGCAGAUCUUCGCCAUCACGGGCGGCGCAUUCACCGUGAUGUCGCUGCUGGCGGGUCUCUUGAAGCUCUCGAGCGCGCAGCUGAAAAGCAUGCUGGACAAGAUGAACUGAGACGUGAGAGACUAGCCGACAUGGCCCAUGGCAAGAGACUCCGAGUGCAGCGUGGCAAGAGCCACAUGACAGUUGAAGUGGGAGAGCGAAAA
Messenger RNA from Effrenium voratum, 1611 nucleotides. Lineage: Eukaryota; Dinophyceae; Suessiales; Symbiodiniaceae. The record is from the annotation of a GenBank genome assembly.